Molecule: messenger RNA, 3756 nt
Organism: Penaeus monodon (black tiger shrimp)
Lineage: Eukaryota; Metazoa; Arthropoda; Malacostraca; Decapoda; Penaeidae
Molecular function (GO): polyamine oxidase activity
Source: RefSeq, a predicted model, not a curated record
UCUCGAAGUAAACAUUUAUAGACAUGAUCUCUCCUACACGUGCUGUGAGAACUCCCUCCCAAACCCACUUAAUUAAGCAAUAUUUGAGACAGAAGAUGGCAUGCAUUCCGCAGCAUGCGCGUGUAUGCAUAAUUGGUGCAGGUGUAGCAGGGCUUAGUGCUGCUCAGAAGCUUAUUCAGGCUGGAGUAAAAGGCAUUGUUGUCCUUGAGGCUCAGGAUAGAAUAGGUGGAAGAGUCCACACAGUAGAACAUGGUGAUCAUGUCUUGGAGCUUGGUGCGCACUGGAUCCACGGGGAGGAAGGGAAUGUCGUCUUUGAGUGGGCCUCGCAAAACAACCUUGUGGAUGAUGAACCCACACUUACACAGACAGGUAUUGGUGAAACUUCAUUUAUCAGAGAAAAUGGAGAAGUUGUACCGAAGAAGGUGCUCGAAGCUUUUGAAUUGGCUUUUGCAAAUCUCGAGGAACAGGCAGAGAAGGACUUCCUUACCUAUCCACACUCUAUUGGACAGUACUAUAAAGAACAUUUCAAGUCACUCAACCAGUGGGGUGUCAUUGGUGAGGAAUUGCUGAACUGGAGGGGAAAUUUUCAGAACUGCAUUGAUGGUACUGAUUCCUGGUACGAUUGUUCAGCAAGAGGACAUACUUGCUACAAGGAAUGCCCUGGAAACAUUGUGGUCAACUGGAAAAAUGGAUAUCGAUCCCUUCUGAACCACCUUAAGGAGGCAUUGCCCAAGUCUUGUCUUCAUUUGAAUUCAGCUGUAAAAACCAUUGACUGGCAUGGCCCUUUGGCAACAUCUACCAGCUGCGAUUUAACAUUAUGGUCUGGCCAGGUAAUAAGAGCAGACCAUGUUGUCUUCACCCCAUCUUUAGCGGUCUUGAAAGCAGUUGCCGAGGAAAUGUUCAACCCUCCAUUACCAAUUGAGAAGUCAAGAGCCAUUGAGGGCUUAGGGAUUGGCGUUGUGGACAAGAUAUUCAUCCAGUUCCCACAGCAGUGGUGGGAGGCAGGUUGUGAUGGUUUCAGCUUUUUAUAUAACCUUCAGGAAACUUCAGAAACAAUAACAAAGGAGAACUGGGAAUAUGGAAUCUUAGGUUUCUAUGAGGUGUUCAAACAACCGAACAUGCUUUGUGGGUGGAUCACAGGACCAGCAGCUCGCAUGAUGGAGCAAGCCCACGAAGAGGAAGUAACUAAGCGUUGUGUUUCCUUUCUGAGGAAGCGUUUAGCAUCCAAGUUCCAAAUUCCGGAUGCACUUUGGGGAACAAGAUCAACAUGGGGUCAGAAUCCUUGGGUAAAAGGGUCAUACAGUUUCCGCAGCAUGAAGUCUGAAGCUAUGAAUGUUUGGGCUGCAGACCUAGCCUCCCCUUUGAUUAAUGCAAAAGAUGCUCCUGUUGUCUGCUUUGCGGGAGAGGCAACCCACGACUACUUUUAUUCUACGGUUCAUGGUGCUUUCGAAACGGGAAGGAGAGAAGCGGAAAGAUUGAUCCAGUAUUUCUCGAGAAGUCAAGGCAAUCAGGAACCAGUAUUAUCAGCAGCUAUCUUGAGUCAGGGAAAAAACAUACCUUCUACAGUACAAAACUCUGUCACAGAGAACUCACCCCAGAGUGGAGAAAUAAACAGGGCAGUUAAAGAUGUUCCAGUGCAUGUGAAAGUGUGCAUAGUAGGUGGAGGAGCAGCUGGACUAGCAGUGGCUCAGAGACUCACAGAGGCAGGAGAGAAAAGUCUGUUGGUACUCGAAGCCCAGGGAGAGCUAGGCGGAAGGAUACAUACAUGCAGACAUGGAGAUCAUUUGAUUGAGUUGGGAGCCCAUUGGAUGCAUGGAGAAGAGAGGAAUGUUGUUGCUCAUAUUGCAAAAUCCAUUAAUGAAGCUGAUAAAACCAUAACACUUACACAGACAGGCUUAGGAGACAAUCGUGUGUUUGUUAAAGAGGGAGGGAAAGUUGUUGAUCCUGCCAUUUGGAAAGCCUGUCUGUCUGCCCUGAUCAAGAUUGAGAAGGAGAGUGAUGAUGUCCUCAGAAGGUACCAAGGGUCCUUUGGUGACUUUCUGCAUGAGCAAUUUCAGAAAGUGAAUAAGUGGGGUGAACUUGGGUAUGACAUCCUGGCCACUUAUGAGAAGUAUCAGAACUUCCACAACGCCUGUGAUUCGUUGGACCAGCUGGGUGCCCGGGGGUUUCUGGAAUACAAAGGGGAAGAAGACCCUGGAAACCCUUUCCUUAACUGGAAGAAUGGAUUCUCUACUUUAAUUGAUUUUCUGAGUGAGAAAGUUCCCACAAGCAAGAUUUGGACCCACUCUCCAGUUGUAAGUGUGGAGUGGGGCACUGUAACACCAUCGUCUCCAAGCUGUUGCAGAAUCAGGUUGGAGUCUGGACGUAUCAUUGAAGCUGACCACGUGGUGUAUACUCCAUCCUUGGGUGUGUUGAAGGCAACACAUCUUCAGACAUUUACACCUCAGUUACCAAUGAAGAAAGCUCAGGCAAUUGAAAGUCUCUGCUUAGGGUUAGUUAACAAGAUCUUCAUAGAAUUCCCUUACCGCUGGUGGCCAAGUGACUGCGAUGGAUUUACACUUGUUCCUGACAUUAAUAUUCGGAGGACACCCAUAACCCCAGAGAAUUGGCAUGAGCAUCUCAUGGGAUUCUACAGUACUCAUCGUCAGCCAAGAAUUAUGUGCAUUUGGGUUGGGGGGGAAUGUGCACGUGCCAUGGAGGUUUUACCUGAGGAAGCUGUUGCUAAAAGAUGCAUUUCUGUUCUGCGAAAAUAUCUCGGAAGGACGUACACUGUCCCUGAUCCAAUAUUUUGCAAAAGGAGUAAAUGGGGAAGUAACAAAUGGACUCGUGGAUCCUAUAGCUUUAGAAGUAUCAAGACUGACAGCAUGAACGUAUGGGCAGAGGACCUGUCUGAGCCUGUGACCAAUAUUCAGGGCAAACCUCUGCUUUGUUUUGCGGGAGAAGCCACGAGCACUGAAUUCUUCUCUACGGUUCACGGUGCUGUUGAAAGUGGAUGGCGUGAAGCUGAGAGAAUCUUAAGAUACAUCAACAGCAUGCCCUCUAACCCCUCAGGCAGACGGACAACAACAAGGGAAAAGUACAAUGUCAUCAUAGUGGGAUGUGGAGCCUCUGGCAUUGGGGCUGCAAGAGAGCUGACUGCCAAAGGAAUUCAUUCUGUUCUCAUUCUGGAAGGCAAUGAUCGCGUUGGUGGAAGAGUCAACACAAUCCGAACCCCCCCACAAGGUGUAGUAGAACUUGGUGCGCAGUGGAUCCACGGGGAGGAAGGAAACGUCAUCUACCAGUAUGCAAAGCCAAGAGGACUAAUACAUCACAAAGUGUCGGUUGAUGGGAAAGGUGAAUUUUACAUGGAGAGUGGAAAGCUGAUACCAGAAGAUAUAGUGAAAGAGGUUGUGGAUCUGCUCGAUGAAGCUGACAGUGAUUGUCAAGAGUUUGCCCACAAGGGAAUAGCGGCUCCACCUGAGUUGUCAGUUGGGAGGGUUUUCAGGGAGAAGUUCUUGCAGUACAUGAAUGACUCGCAAACAGAUCAUCCGGACCGAAGGGAGCUGAAGAAGGCUAUGUAUCAUUGGGUUCUAAGAGGAGACAAGAGCUGAUUUACGACUGAACUGUGAAGUUUCCAGCAUAAAUUAUGCAACACAAGUUGUAGUUACGAAUGGUUCUCUCUUUCGUCCUGAUGGCUGCACAUUACCUGUGAUUGUGAAGUGCAGAGAUGGCAGAGAGUUUGAGGCAGAGCACGUAAUGGUAACUCCAUCCAUAGGC